UUGUUGAACUUUCAGAUGACUCUUCAGUUCGAGAAAGCAGUGGUCCAGGCAGACCAAAUGGUCCCGAGGGACCUCCAGAUGGCCCUGGAGGUCCUUUCUCUGGCCCUGGAAACUUCCAAGGAGGCCAGGGCGGCAACUUCCCAGGUGCAGGAGCAAAUUUUGCCGGGGGACCUGGAGGAUUUCCGGGCGGGCCCGGCUCCUAUAUGGGGCCAAGUGGACCUUGGGGCUGGGGUCCGAUGCCCGGACCCUACUCAGGAAUGCCCAUGGGACCUAACCCCUUCAAUGGGCCACCUGGAAAUCCCAUGGGCAACCCCCAGGCGCCCUACAACAGGAACAUGCGCGAGAGGCCUGACGGAGAUGAGGGCAGCAGCGUGGGAGGAAGCCGUAGGGGCGGGCGAGGUGGCGGCGGCCGAGGGGGCUUCAGCCUCGGCGGGCGCGGGGGCAGGGACAGACGAUGGUAA
Messenger RNA from Penaeus indicus, 461 nucleotides. RefSeq names its product serine/threonine-protein phosphatase 1 regulatory subunit 10-like. The annotation marks the transcript as partial. The record is from RefSeq and is a predicted model, not a curated record. Lineage: Eukaryota; Metazoa; Arthropoda; Malacostraca; Decapoda; Penaeidae. The transcript has a single exon.